This is a messenger RNA of Aureobasidium melanogenum CBS 110374, 1971 nucleotides long. RefSeq lists its product as uncharacterized. The record is from RefSeq and is a predicted model, not a curated record. Lineage: Eukaryota; Fungi; Ascomycota; Dothideomycetes; Dothideales; Saccotheciaceae. The coding region runs from base 1 to 1971 and encodes 656 amino acids. The transcript has a single exon. Gene Ontology annotation, molecular function: oxidoreductase activity, acting on the CH-CH group of donors.
AUGGCUACAAGACUGGUUUCCUCAUCCACCGAUGGAUUCUUCCAAGAGUUACCAGUCGUACCAUCCCUUUUCACCACCUUGGACCAGAAAACAACCACCAAGGCAGAUGUAAUCUCAGACGACAAAGCAUUCGCCAGAGUUCUUGAACUCUACCUGCCUUCAUCAGCACAACAGCCUCUCCAAGCAAUUCAUGAGAUGAGUCGACUUGCACUUCGCCCAGACAUUCUAGCACAUUCAGUCGAUGCAGAGACCAAUCAUCCCAAAUUACGGCCCUUCAACACUUUCGGUCAAGAAAACAAGAAUGAUCCGUUGUGGACUACGGCGGGCUGGAAAGCGCUCAAGGCUAUAUAUCAGGAGAAUGGUCUGAUUAGUGUCGCUUACGACACAACGAAUCAAGAUUGGAAUAGACGUGUGCAUCAAUUCGCCCUGGGCCAUGCUUACAUCUGUACGGGAACAUUGACAGGCUGUCCCAUGGCUAUGAGCGAUGGUGCGGCAAAGUUACUCCAAGGACAUCUUGACAAGCCAGAUGGAAAUCAACCUGGUUUAAACAGAAUCGUAAACGAAGCAUAUCGGAGACUCAUCUCUAACAAUCCAAAAGAAGCUUGGACAGCAGGACAAUGGAUGACAGAGCGCUCCGGCGGCAGCGACGUCAGCGGCACCGAAACGUAUGCAAGGAGACUUGAUGCUUCAGAACUGGCCGAGGAGUCUCGAAAAGGUCGAGUUCUUGAUGCCCAUGGUAUGCCUCUUGGCCCAUGGUGUAUCAAUGGUUUCAAAUGGUUCAGUAGCGCUACUGACUCCGAUAUGACAAUGAUGCUUGCUCAAACUGACAGCGGUCUCUCGUUGUUCUACGCACCCACUCGUCGCCGUGUGCCCGCGACAGGCAAUGCCCCUUCUUCCGAACUCAAUGGCAUUCGCAUCCAGCGGCUCAAAGACAAACUCGGCACUAAAUCGCUUCCCACAGCAGAGCUAGAACUCAAGGGCGUCCGCGCAUACCUCAUCGGCGAAGAAGGACGCGGCGUAAAGGAGAUUUCUGCUAUUCUGAACAUGACGCGUUUGUACACUGCACACGCCGGCGUUGGCUACUGGGCUCGCGGGUUGCAAGUCUGCCGCGCUCACGCUCGCGUUCGAAAAGUACGAGGUGGACUCCUUCAAGACAAUCCAGCGCAUCUGAGAUGGAUGGCCAGCGAGACGGUAAAGUAUACCGCAGCCACGCACUUCGCUUUCUUCGGGAUCGCAAUGCACGGUGCCAUGGAACAAAAUCCAGACAAAGUGGUUGGCAGCACCAAAGCUUCCUCCUUGAUUCCUUCAGCCAAGGACGAAUUGGCCAUUCUACUACGCCUCCUGACUCCAGUGAUGAAGAGCCAGAUUACGCUGGCAAGCGUAGCAGGCCUAAGAGAAUCGAUGGAGUGUCUGGGUGGCGUCGGAUAUUGUGAGAACAAUGAAGAUGGCGGCCUCAUGAACAUCUCCAGAAUUUUCCGGGAUGCGCAGUCUGGACCCAUCUGGGAAGGCACCGUGAGCGUCAUGGCCGAAGACGUAGUCAGGGUCAUCACAGACAAGCGCAUUGGAGGAGGCAAGGUCAUCCAGACAGUAUAUUCUCCUUGGGUGCGCCGCGUUCUGACUGAAUGCAACCCAACGUUUUCCAGCGAGGUUGAGCUUGUAUUGGUCAGACUCACGGCAUUGGAGAAUAUGGUCAAAACCAUCGACAAAGAGCAGCUAUUAUUUCAAGGACGCGAGUUGCUGCAACAUCUUGAAUGGGUGACUUGUGCGGUAUUGCUCAUGUACGAUGCUUGUACUGAUGAAGAUGAAAUCGCGACUGAGAUAGCGCGAAGGUGGGCAAGAAGCCAUCCCAUGAGUCCGACCACUUUCCAACCCCUAAGCGGACCCAGUUGGGCGGAAGUAUCGAAGAUGGACAAGAAAAUAUUCCUAGGCACCAGUGGGAUUGAUUCCAGCAGGACGACUGCAAAGCUGUAG